Messenger RNA from Larimichthys crocea (large yellow croaker), 3563 nucleotides. RefSeq names its product B-cell receptor CD22-like. Lineage: Eukaryota; Metazoa; Chordata; Actinopteri; Sciaenidae. The record is from RefSeq and is a predicted model, not a curated record. The coding region runs from base 32 to 1864 and encodes 610 amino acids. The transcript has 10 exons.
UGUUUGAUCGUCUCUGAAGCCUCACAGAGAGAUGAGAGGAGCAGCUAUGAGUUUAACUGCAGCAGCGAGUGGAUUUGUUGUCGUCCUUCUCUCUGUGUCAGUGGUACAGGGUCAGGAUGGCUGGAGAGUGACUUACACUGCUACUGAGAUCUGUGCCUUAAAAGGAUCAACAGUGGAAAUGAGCUGCACAUACACAUAUCCAGCCACAAUCUAUAGCUCAGUUCGGGAAACAUUCUGGUUUACAAAAUGGAGUAAUAAUGAUUUUGUGGAUUUGAGAACAGACUCAGAGUAUUUAGGUCGUGUGCAGUACAUCUGUGAUAGCAAGUGCACUCUGAGAAUCACAGACCUGAGAGAGAGCGACUCAGCUGAGUACAGGUUCAGAUUCAUAACAAACCAUGCAACAGGGAAAUAUUUUGGUAGACCUGGAGUCACUUUGUCUGUCACAGCUCUCCAGGUGCAGAUAAACACAUUAAAGGUCUACAAGUCGUAUAACCAGGCAGAGCUGACUUGUCAGAGCAGUUGUCGUCUACCUGGUCAUCGUCGCUACAUCUGGUACAAGAAUGGACAAAACAUUCAGGGACAAACAUCUAAAUCUUAUUCAGGCCACUUUGAUCCUGCAGACAGAUAUUCAUGUGCUGUAGAAGGAUAUGAGAAGUCCCGCUCUCCUCCAGUGUAUGUUCCGAGGGUUGAGCCUGUGUCAGUGAGUCCCUCUGGUGAGAUAGUGGAGAACAGUUCAGUGACUCUGACCUGUAGCAGUGAUGCUAACCCAGCAGCUAAAUACACCUGGUACAAGAAGGAUGGAGGUCCAGACCUUCAUCCUCUCAGUAAAGAAAGACAGCUCGUCUUCAGAUCCAUCCAGUCCUCUGACUCUGGAGAGUAUUACUGUACUAUGAGACAUCUGAUGUACUUAUCUAAAUACAUCUCUCUUGAUGUCAAAUAUGCUCCAAGGCUUCCCUCUGUGUCAGUGAGUCCCUCUGCUGAGAUAGUGGAGAACAGUUCAGUGACUCUGACCUGUAGCAGUGAUGCUAACCCAGCAGCUAAAUACACCUGGUACAAAGAGAAGCAAAAGCUGCCUCAGAGAUCAACAGGCAUCUAUCAUUUCACCUCCAUCAGCUCUGAGGACAGAGGGAACUACUACUGCAAGUCUGAGAAUCAGUAUGGACAGAUCAUGUCAUCAUCUCUACCUGUAGAUGUCCAGUAUCCUCCAAAGCUUCCCUCUGUGUCAGUGAGUCCCUCUGCUGAGAUAGUGGAGAACAGUUCAGUCAAUCUGACCUGUAGCAGUGAUGCUAACCCAGCAGCUAAAUACACCUGGUACAAGGAGAAUGAAGACUCACCAAAAGCAUCAGGACAGAUCUUCACCAUCACUGACUUCAGACCUGAACACAGGGGGAAUUAUUACUGUGAAGCCCAGAACAGAAGAGGACGUCAUAACUCCACCUUACACCUGAUUGUUGUUGCAGCGUCAAUGGGAGCAGGAGGGAAAGCAUCUGCUGCUGGAACAAUCGCUGUUGUUCUCCUGGCUAUCCUCUCCCUCUCUGUCUUCCUGUGGAUCAGAAAAAAGAGGGCUUCUGAAGAAUCUCCUGAGGCUGAAGAGAGACCAGGCAACAGGGAACAGGCGAGAAUAAGACAGCUGGAGGAGCAGGGUGACCUUCAGUACGCCUCCAUCCACUUCUCCAACAACCAGGCAGAUUCUCUGUACUCCAACAUCAGAGCAGCUCAGCGCCUCAGACACAUGGAGCAACAAGACGUCUCUGAGUAUGCCGCUGUCAAAAUUAACAGUGCCAGAACUGCCCCAAGAACCAGAGGACAGAAAACUGAAGAGAAUCCAGCUGCCUUGUACAGCACAGUCAACAAAACCCGAUGAGCACAACAUACUUUUCAUUUAUACGCUUAUAUGUCUUUUUAUUUUCUUUAUUUUUGAUGCAUAACAUAACAGUUUUACAGAGUUAUACAUAUUAUUAUUAAUUCUGCAAUAUUCUGUCACACUGGACCUUUAAUACGUUGAAUUGUAAAUCUAACCUGUGUAACAUGCUUCUCUCUAACAGUCUCUAACAACUUCCUCCCUCCUCUCUUCCCCCUCAACUUCUUGUGUAGCUUUAAUGAUGAGAUCGACUCUUCUCCUUUAUGUGAAACAUCACUUCAGGAACAGCAUAAAAAAAUGUACUUAAGCAUUUGGAACCAUUAAGAGCAUCUUUAUUGUCAUCAUGUGCUUGUAGCUAUAAGGAAUUUAUCAUGCGUACAUGAUUUGAUUUGUUUGAUUUGUUGGUUGCAUUGGAUUUAAAUAUAUACUGGCAUGUGAAAUAAAGGCAUUUUAAUUUUGACUGUUUUUGAUUUGAGACUAUUUUAUUAUUGAGACAAUAUUUUACGUAUGCAAUGAGCCGUUCACAGGAUGGAAUUAGCACAGUAUAACUUAAGUAGUUGUUGACUUUGGAGUUACUUUUAGUACUCCAUGAAUUACACUUAGGACUCACAUGCCCCACAUACUGUUAGGAGCUCCUUUUAACCCUUAGGAUGUUUUGUGAAUAUUGCCCCGCUUUUAGUUCAGAACGAGAAGUUAAAUUGAAAUCCAACAUUUGUGUGUGAUAUAAGAGUCCCCACAAGUCACAAUCAUUAAAAAAAACAGAGACAAAUUAAAAAGGACUGAAAACAUAGUAAGAGAUACAUAAGGCUCAGUGAGGAAGUAGAUGACAGACCACAGUGCAAAGUGUCUUACAACAGAUGCAGUCAAGGACUCUGUCAUGAAGCCAGUGCCAUGACAGUUUUGGUGUUGUGUUUGUCUGUACUGUUUGUUAUUGUUCUGUCUCUUCCUGUUUCUCUGUCUGUUACCUUACAGCCCAGCAUCACCUUAAGCCCUCCUGCAGCUAUUUCCCCCCCGGACCCACUCUCUGUCCAUGACCCCCUUGGACCAGCAACCCUCCUUCCCCACACCUCCCUUAUCAUAAAUAAACUUGUUCUUUUGACUGUUGUUGUCUCUAUUUGGGUUCCUUGCUAAGUUGUGACAGGCUCCUGUUUUUUUAUCGCUGUGAAAUGACUCAGUAUUUACGUGGCAGCCAUGAUAAAAGUUGCUCAAAUUCUCUAAAUGAAUUUCAUGGAAAUUGAGUCUGAAGUAAAGACUUUUAGUAGUUUUAUUCUUUGGUCACACAGUUAUACAGAGUGUCAUACGGAGCAGUCUGGAGGAUGAGAUACGAAAGUAACACAAGAGCAAAGUAUUUAUCAAAAAACACACUUCCCACAGUCUAGCUCUGCAGGACACUGAACUGUUUAGUCUUUCAUAGUGAAAGGUCACCAAUUGUUGUCUGGAACACUCCAGAUGCGUAACACCACAAGAUAAAAAGAUAUGAGGUGACUAAGAGAUAUACUACUUCUAAUUUCUACUUGCACACAUCUAUAAUUUUUCAUUAGUUGGUAGAGCAGCCGCCCUAUGUGCAAAGGCUCAGUCCUUGCUGUCGAAGCCCAGGGUUCGAAUCUGACCUGUGGCUCUUUCCCACGUCAUUCCCCGUCUCUCUCUCCACAUUCCUGUCACUCAUCAGCUGUCUCUAUCAGAAAUAAAGCUUUAAAAGGCC